This is a messenger RNA of Lampris incognitus (smalleye Pacific opah), 1829 nucleotides long. RefSeq names its product nudix (nucleoside diphosphate linked moiety X)-type motif 7 (gene nudt7). Gene Ontology annotation, biological process: coenzyme A catabolic process. The record is from RefSeq and is a predicted model, not a curated record. Lineage: Eukaryota; Metazoa; Chordata; Actinopteri; Lampriformes; Lampridae. The transcript is spliced from 3 exons. Gene Ontology annotation, molecular function: acetyl-CoA hydrolase activity; coenzyme A diphosphatase activity. The coding region runs from base 216 to 905 and encodes 229 amino acids.
GUUGGACAGUUGACCCCAAGUAUUUAAACUCAUAAACGUUGUUGCAAUACUCCAAAAUCCCCACAAGGUGGAGUACGACACUUCCCACUUCCGCCUGUUUCAGAGACACGGAAGUUGACGUGUCCACCAUUGCGGGAAGCCCGUUACUCAGGUGACGGUUCGUACAGUUCUAAUAGUUCGGUCCAACUUUAUGCUUCCCGUCUUUCGAUUACGUCAUGGCCGCGGAGCCGCCUGCUGUCCGGGAGCCCAGAGACGAGGCCAGGGCCGGUUUGAAGCCGUUUGAUGUGGGGAACAACUCCUGCCGCCUGUCCAUGCCCAGAGCCUCGGUGCUGGUUCCGCUGUUCGUCCGGGGGGGGCGGCUGCACGUGUGGAUGACCUCACGCUCACAAGCGCUGAGGACCGGUGCUGGUGAGGUUUGCUUCCCGGGGGGCAAGAGGGACCCGCAAGACAGGGACGAGGUGGACACCGCCACGAGAGAGGCGGAGGAGGAGAUCGGUCUUCCCACUGGCCAGGUGGAGGUGGUCUGUGCACUGUUUCCUGUCGUCAGUGAGCUGACUGGUCUGUUGGUGACUCCAGUUGUUGGAUUCGUAGAGGAGUCAUUUUGCCCAUGUCCAAACCCAGCUGAGGUCAGCUCAGCAUUUGCCGUCCCUCUGGACUUCUUCCUCCGGGGGAAGGACCACUUUGCCAUUAGACCCCCUGGAAGGACUGCAUGGAUACACAAAUUCAACUUUGUGGACCCUGAAUCAGGAAACUUCUAUCAUAUAUGGGGUCUGACGGCCACUAUGGCCAUACUGGUUGCAGUCCUGGCUCUUAGGAAAAAGCCAGAAUUUGCUGUUGGAUUUGACACUGAGAAUCCGCUGCCCUUCUUCCAACAAAGUCUAGACAGAUGUACAAGUAAACUAUGACUGGCCACGUGUUGUCCGACAAUCAGCCUGCCACUGCAACAGUGUAAAAAUGGCAGACAACACUUUAGAAUAACUACACACUAUGAAGCAUUAGUUAAGUGUUAGUAGCUACUGAAUUCAUCAUUUGUAAAGUUUCUGUAAAGCAAGACAUGCGCCAAUGUUAGUGUGUUAAGAGAUGUUUUAUAAAUACUUAAUACUGCAAUUCACGAUUAAUUCAAGUACUUUAUAGAAUAACUACACACUAUGAAUCAUUAGUUAUUAGCAACUACUGAUUCAUAAUUUGUAAAGCAUUUGUAAAAAAUGUGUAAAGCAAACACCAAUGGUUAGUGUGUUAAGAGAUGUUUUAUAAAUACUUAUUACUGCAAUUCCUGAUUAAUUCAGGUACUUUAGAAUAACUACACACUAUGAAGCACUAGUUAAGUAUUAGUAACUACUAAAUUCAUCAUUUGUAAAGCAUCUGUAAAGCAAGACGUGCCAAUGUUAGUGUGGUAAUAGAUGUUUUAUAAAUACUUAAUACUGCAAUUCAUGAUUAAUUCAGGUACUUUAGAAUAACUACACACUAUGAAGCAUUAGUUAAGUAUUAGCAACUACUGAAUUCAUUAUUUGUAAAGCAUUUGUAAAGCAAGCACCAAUGGUUAGUGUGUUAAUAGAUGGUUUAUAAAUACUUAAUACUGCAAUUCAUGGUUAAUUCAGGUAGUUACUAGUUGUUGGUUAAGUCUUCAGUAGUUACUAAUACUUAAACUAAGUGUUACCAAAUUGCAUGUUUCAGUAAGUGGUUACUGAAAAGUCUUGGUGAUAAUACAAGACCUUGGUAACACUUUAGUAUGGGGAACGUAGUCACCAUUAAUUAGGUGCUUAUUAGCAUGCAAAUUAGCAACAUAUUGGCUCUUAAUUGGUCAUCAUUACGUACUCAUUAAUGCCUUA